AUGCUUCUCGAGGCCGCCUCUCGAGAAGCAGAAGACGACCAUUCCAAGACAGGAUUCUUUUCCCCAAACAUUCCUGUUCAUCAACAUGUGGUAGUCUGGUCUGAGUACAAAAAGAAUUGCGAACUCUGCAAAGUGUUGUGGGUGAAGCAUGCAUUGAAGAGACUGCUGAAGUUUAGAUCUUUGAAGGGAGAAUCUACUUUUGAUCUCCGGGUGAAAAGCUCUGCCAACGGAUGGCAAGAUGUGCCUGUGGUUAGGCUGCAUGUCAGUGGGCAGGGGGAUCCAAAUGAGAAGAACGCGCAAGAGUAUGAGUUGCGAUUUCUUGAGCAGGAUCACUUUGCUGAAUAUCCAAAAGAUUACUUGAAGGUUCGACCUCUACUGUUGAAAGAAUUGUCGUCUUACUCCGGAUCUCCAGAAUGCUUGUCUUUGGUGAGGAGUUGGUACGAGACCUGCACGACCUCUCAACACUUGACUUGUGUUCGACAAAGAACCACACUUCCAUGCCUGCCUACGCGAGUAAUAGACGUUGGGAUCGAAGACGCGAAUCCUUCGUUAUGCAUCACGGAAGGUGCUCCCGGCUCCUGGCUAGCUCUAAGUUAUUGCUGGGGCUCCUCAUCAAAUUUUGUGCUCAACAAAGGAAGCUUUGAAAGAUUCAAGGCAGGAUUGCCAUUAUCUGAAUUCCCACAGACCAUCCGUGAUGCCAUCACGAUUACGCGAGCUCUCAAGGAAAGAUUUCUCUGGGUAGAUGCUUUGUGUAUUCUCCAAGAUUCCGCUGAGGAUUGGCAGCGGGAAUCUGGGAAAAUGGCAGAGGUUUAUUCAAAGGCUUCCUUGACUAUCAUCGCAGCAGCAGAUGCCUCAUCUGGUGUCACGACUGGGAUCUUUCAUCAACGUAAGAUCUCUCCUUGUGCUAGGGUACCGUGGAAUGAGGAAGAUGCAACCCGAAAAGACUUCGAGAUCGUGAACUGGAACAACGAGAUUGGAGAUGAGCAAUCUCGUGUGGCUGAAAUCGAGAUAUGUAUCAGAGCAGCCGAAAGGCCAGCGGGUCACAUACUGCUCAACAACGGCCCAAAGCCCAAAAGCUCUCCAUGGGCAACUCGGGCCUGGACAUUGCAAGAGCAACUACUCUCAUGGCGAACACUCACUUUUGCGACCUCUCAAAUGCUAUGGUCUUGUCCAUGCUACAACCACGGUGAGGAUGGCAAGAUGAUUAGAGAAGACAAAAAAGAAGAUCUACCCAAUAUGUUGGAAGAUGAGAACAUCGAAAGUCACAUCCCUGCGCAACGACGAUAUGUAAAGUGGUACCGAGUCGUCACUGUAUACAGCAGUCGGAACCUGACAUACAAUUCGGACAAGAUCGUUGCAAUUGCCAGUGUGGCAAAGCGUAUGAACCAACUUUUCAGGGACGAAUACUGUGUAGGUCUCUGGCGCAAAGACUUGUGUGCUGGUCUUUGCUGGCGACUUUGGGAGCCGGAGCAUAAACGCAAGGUUGUACCGACAAUCUCAGACAGCUAUCCAUCGUGGUCAUGGAUCAGUGUCAAUGGUGGUAUUCGGUAUGAUAUGGAGUAUAUUGAGGAGUAUGCUGCACCUUUCAAUCCUAUGCUUCAUGUCGAAGACUUCAAAUUGACUUAUGUAUCCGACAAUCCUUACGGACAGGUUGAGGGAGCGCAGCUUAUCGUCUCGGGACCUUGUCUCUCGUUUAGAUAUAAAGAUCAGGAUAGAGAACGAGAAGAGCAGGGCAUUCAGACAAAGUUCCCCCGUUUCAUCGAAAGACGAAUUGAAGCCGAUGAAGAAUUUCAAAGACGUCGACGACCAGAUGCAAACCCGGAAUUGGCUAUACUUCUUAUAGCCAAUGCAUCUUACGGCUACAAAGGAAGUGAUUUGCUAAACCCGUGGUUCCCCAGCAACAACUUUCCUCACGUAUAUUAUCUUCUCGUGCUUGAGCCAGUUGAGGGUUGUUCGGUGGAAGUAUCGCUACAAGCGCCAUCUCAGUGUUUUCGUCGCGUCGCAUUCAUUCAUCUCGAGUUGGGCAACGUAUUUAAGUCGAUGGAGAGGCAUAAUCAGGAAGAGGAUAUUGAGAUUGCAAAAGAGAUGAGAGCGCAGCCUUGGCCGGUGAGGAUGGUCACGCUGGUGUGA
Molecule: messenger RNA, 2130 nt
Organism: Mollisia scopiformis
Lineage: Eukaryota; Fungi; Ascomycota; Leotiomycetes; Helotiales; Mollisiaceae
Product: HET-domain-containing protein
Exons: 2
Coding region: 1-2130 (709 amino acids)
Source: RefSeq, a predicted model, not a curated record